GAAGGUUUUUUGCUCGAUAGUCGCUCAUCAAGCUUUUGAUUCUCUUCAAGUCCUCCUCUAUCAUAUCUGCUCUGCCUCGUCCAGCUUCGGUUCCAGAAAUAAUCCUUCAGCCUUACGGGGAUUUGUUGAGAGGGUCUAGAUUCGGCCAUCGAUCCGGCUUCUGACGUCAGGCCUCAGGCAACCCAGCCAAUUUACUCCGCAAUGGCGCUUUUAUUUCUGAAGCAGAAAUUCUUUCCCAGCGAAAAGCAAAAACAGGCUAUUCCUUAUGGAAAACCAUUACUUUCCAAUGACGAUACCGAUACGCUACCGGGCGACCAAGACCUCGAAGCUCAACGAUCCUACGAUACCUUCCGCGCCUCAUCUCCUGUUUCCGACACCGACAGCACCGCCGCCAGUACCAGCAGUUCGCGAUCACGCAUCAACCCGCGUAUCGUUUCCGAUGCUAUCUUAGGUCUUUCGGAUGGCUUGACGGUGCCGUUCGCGCUGAGCGCUGGUCUCUCUGCGCUGGGAAACACCAAGGUCGUUGUGCUUGGAGGAUUGGCCGAAUUGACCGCAGGUGCCAUUUCCAUGGGCCUGGGAGGAUACGUCGGUGCAAAGAGUGAAGCAGAAUCCUAUGAAACCACCGUCCGCGAAGCCAAAGAACUCAUCCACACAUCCCCCUCCGAAACCAGCUCCAUCGUCCAAUCCAUCUUCGCCUCCUACCGUCUCCCCGAAGAUACCAUCGCUCAGAUCAACACCUCCCUCCACGCCUCCGAAGAACACCUCCUCGACUUCCUGGUUAGCUUCCACCACAAGGAAUCCCAGCCUGACUGCAACCAGGCAUGGAUCUCCGCUAUCACACUCGCACUCGGCUACUUCGUGGGCGGCUUCAUCCCGCUCAUCCCAUACUUUAUCGUGAACCAGGUGGUUACGGCAUUGUACAUGAGUAUCGGAGUCAUGGCGGUCACGCUGCUCGCCUUCGGGUACAUCAAAACGUGUGUUGUGCGCGGCUGGACCGGGCGCGACAAUAUCGUUGCGGGCAUCAAGGGAGGCCUGGAGAUGUGUUUCGUGGGCGGAGUGGCUGCGGGGGCAGCCAUUGCUCUGGUGCGGCUGAUUGACGCAUAACCUCCCACCACCACAUACCCACGCCUAAUACCCCCUCAAAAGUUCCCAUCUCAUGCCUUGACGACUGUACCAUAGAUACCAUCAUAGAGCGGCUUUUCAUUCAUCCAUUCAAUACAAUUUAUCUAAUCUAAAG
Aspergillus ibericus CBS 121593 is the source of this 1237-nucleotide messenger RNA. RefSeq names its product VIT1/CCC1 transporter family protein. The record is from RefSeq and is a predicted model, not a curated record. The transcript has 3 exons. Gene Ontology annotation, cellular component: fungal-type vacuole membrane. Gene Ontology annotation, molecular function: iron ion transmembrane transporter activity; manganese ion transmembrane transporter activity. Gene Ontology annotation, biological process: intracellular manganese ion homeostasis. Lineage: Eukaryota; Fungi; Ascomycota; Eurotiomycetes; Eurotiales; Aspergillaceae. Bases 202 to 1104 code for a protein of 300 amino acids.